AUGCGAGAUAAACAAAUGAGCCUACUUCCUCACAGACAGGCCGAUGAGAAUCUCCUCCCAAGGCUUGGAAAGUACUUGAUGAUACUCUGUGUGAUUCUACUUAUGAUACACACAUACAGGAAGAUGAAGAAGUGGCUAAAAAGCCGUUUUGAGUUUGAUACAGCAAGUAACCUAUCUGAGAACGGCAAAAUAUGA
Ordospora pajunii is the source of this 195-nucleotide messenger RNA. RefSeq lists its product as uncharacterized. The coding region runs from base 1 to 195 and encodes 64 amino acids. The transcript has a single exon. NCBI's taxonomy places the organism in Eukaryota, Fungi, Microsporidia, Ordosporidae. The record is from RefSeq and is a predicted model, not a curated record.